AUGAAGCUGAUCACGACCGUGACAGGGAAGCGCUCAGGGAGCGAUUCCAUGUACAUUGAAGUAGAGGCGAGGGUAGGGCAUGACGUCGUUGGCACCAAGGCCGAGCCGUUCGCAGGUGCAUGUGGCCCCGUCGAGUUCGAGAAGGUCAAGCUGCAGUGGCAACCACAGCAGAAACGUUCAUAUUUGUCAAAAGCAGCCAAAGCGUGGUGCGUCGCGGCCAGAUGGGCACGGCACAUGCGUAGGGCGAAGGAGGCUAUCACUAAUGUCACGGCGAAGGUAAGUCUGCAGCAAGUGGGAGGUACGUCGGACACGGCCCAUUUUCACAAGCUGUCGAGCUUGAUGAUCGAGCUAGGCCGCUUUGUGGCGAAGGUGCUGUCUGAGACGGCCGUGCUCAGCGAGCUCGACAGCUGGGCGUCUGACUUUUUUCUCUUGGGAAUGGAGUUCCUGGCCCAUCCAGAAGUGGAUGCAGUGCUGGAUGCAAUCGAGGCCAAAGCAGCGGAGCUUGCUGAGGCACACGGCCAGAAGACUGCCAAAGCCUGGAGGGACUGGGCGGCAGCCAGCUUCUUUAACGGCGCGCGCUUCGCGCAUAGGCACACGAAAGGGAGAGCGUUGCAGGAGGUGGUUAAUGCAAACGUGACCGCUCGCACGCCUGCCCAGCCGCAUCAGUUAGCCGACAAGGCCACGAGGGAUUGGGAGGAGAUCUGGUCGAUGCACGAUGCCGCCGCCCCACAGCUGCCAGCCGAGGCGAAGGACUGGGAGGAGCUCCCGCCCUUGUCUGUGCAGGACCUGCAGCGAUCCAUUCUUCAGUUCCCAUGGGCGACGGGCGCCUUGCGCACGCAUUGGUCGGCUGGUGUUUGGACCCCCGAGCGUUUGCACAGCAUCGGCCUCCGCAAUUCCCCGCAGUGCUUUGUAUGCAAGCAGGCGACUGGCAACGAGUCUCACCAAUGGUUUGAGUGCGAAGCCAUGUUCGACGGGUUGGACGUGCCUGUUCCAGAUUAUGUCCUCGAGCUGAGGAAGGCCAUCAAGGUGGAAUUGUACUCGGAACUCGGCCACGGAGUGGAGCGUUUUGGCUCCACGGUCAUCUGCCUCUGCUGCGGGGCGUUUAGUGUGGCUGGAGGCCGCAACCGCAAGCUGCGAGCCCAAUGCAAGGGACAUUCGGACGUGGCUUCCACUCGCGCGAACGAGGAGAUGCAGAUCUCACGUGGGGACGGCGCGGUCGAGGUCAAGCGGCACGGUGCGAUGGCUAGCAGCCUCGCCGUGCGGCUCAUCACUUUCUACCCGCUGAAGCGGGUGUGGACGGAGACGCCGACCGGCGGCUGCGUCGGCUUCCUGACGGGCCUAGGCGGUUUCCUGCAGACCAUGUUGUUCGGCGUCGGCGGGCUGCGCAUCUGGCGCAGCUACCUGGCCAUAAACCCGUCGCUGAUCUCGGGCAUGACGCGCGUCGUCAUCCGCGGGGUGCACUACCGAGACGCGGUGCUCCAGAUCUCGUUCGACCAGGACGAGAUGGAGGUCCUCGCGGUCCGGGCGCCCCGCGCGGUGCAGCUGACGGACAGCUCGGGGAGCACCAGGAGCCUCGCGGAGGGGGACCUCGCCAGGGUGCCGCGCGGCAGGGCGAAGAUCCGCGUCUCGCAGAGCCGCCGGGCCCUGCGCCUCAACGAGCUGAGGCUGCUCUCCGUCUGA
Molecule: messenger RNA, 1680 nt
Organism: Prorocentrum cordatum
Lineage: Eukaryota; Dinophyceae; Prorocentrales; Prorocentraceae
Source: the annotation of a GenBank genome assembly